AUGUACAAGAUGCAACUCUUGUCUUGCAUUGCACUAACUCUUGCACUCGUGGCAAACGGUGCACCUACUUCAAGCUCUACAGAGAACACAAAGAAACAAGUGCAGUCAUUGCUGCAGGAUUUACAUUUGCUUUUGAAGGAAAUUAAUAACUAUGAGAACCUCAAGCUCUUCAGGAUGCUCACAUUUAAAUUUUACAUGCCCAAGAAGGCUACAGAAUUGAAACAUCUUCAGUGUCUAGCAGAAGAACUCAAACCUCUGGAGGAUGUGCUAAAUGUUGCUCAAAGCAAAACCCAGAACUCGAUAGAUAUCAAGGAUUUAAUGGACAAUAUCAACAGAAUAGUUUUGACACUAAAGGGAUCUGAAACAAGAUUCACAUGUGAAUAUGAUGAUGAGACAGUAACCGCUGUAGAACUUCUGAACAAAUGGAUUACCUUUUGUCAAAGCAUCUACUCAACAAUGACUUGA
Lagenorhynchus albirostris (white-beaked dolphin) is the source of this 465-nucleotide messenger RNA. RefSeq names its product interleukin 2 (gene IL2). Gene Ontology annotation, biological process: immune response. The coding region runs from base 1 to 465 and encodes 154 amino acids. Gene Ontology annotation, cellular component: extracellular region. The transcript is spliced from 4 exons. The record is from RefSeq and is a predicted model, not a curated record. Gene Ontology annotation, molecular function: growth factor activity; interleukin-2 receptor binding. Lineage: Eukaryota; Metazoa; Chordata; Mammalia; Artiodactyla; Delphinidae.